Molecule: messenger RNA, 2208 nt
Organism: Saccostrea cuccullata (small rock oyster)
Lineage: Eukaryota; Metazoa; Mollusca; Bivalvia; Ostreida; Ostreidae
Product: kelch-like protein 24
Exons: 2
Coding region: 242-2032 (596 amino acids)
Molecular function (GO): protein binding
Source: RefSeq, a predicted model, not a curated record
AAAAUGUACAAGAGGGAUUGACACAGUUAAAACGUACUUCUUCCUGGAAAGCUAUUCACUUGGUUUAUUUUCGUUGAGGAAAUUCGGUCAAAAUCUUGGUUGAACAUCGUAUUUGUGUUAAGGAACUUUGAAUAGUUUUCUGUCUUUCUGAUUCAAAUAGAUUGAAAGUACACAGUAUAAAAGAGGCUGGGAUCUUUGAGAAACAUGUGACCAGAGAAGAAAGUAUAACGAGAUAACCAAUAUGGCGUCCAAACAUUCAGAAUCCGCGCUAAACAAGGUCUACCUUGACCUGCUGUGUGAUUCUAUGAAGAGACUCUGGACAACGGGUGACCACUCUGACGUAACAAUCGAGGUCGGAGAGAAAACGUUUAAAUGUCACAAAAGCAUCCUGGCUUCGAUGUCACCAUAUUUUGACGCCAUGUUUAGUUCGGGUAUGCGCGAAAGCCUAAGUGGUCAGGUAACGUUUCCGGAGAUGGAUCCCGAUCUCUUUGAAAUCGUUUUAGGCUUUAUGUAUACAGGCAAAGCUGAGGAAGUAAUGACAACGGAAAACGCAGUGGAACUGUUACACAUUGCGGCUGUCUUACAAGUCAAAGCUCUUCAGGGAAUUAUCGAAGAGUUCCUACAUCCACACCUAACUAACGAAAAUUGUCUCAAGGUUUGGCGCCUCUCCGUUCUUCACGACUGUCAUACUCUGACGGAAAAGUCUGUCCAGCUAAUAGCUCGGAACUUCCAGGAAAUUAUAAAGACUGAAGAAUUUUGGGACUUGGACGGACGUGAAGUGGCGUCCAUCAUUAAAGAAGACACGUUGGACAUUGACCACGAGGACCAGCUAUGUGACCUCGUCAUCAAAUGGAUUGAAAGGGAUGUGGAAAAGCGGAAAGAAAGCUGUGGUAUUUUGUUUGAACAGAUUCGACUGGCUUUCCUCACGCCAGAGUAUUUAGUGAACUUAGAAGAAAAACACGAAUUUUUGAAAGAAAAUCUAGCAUGUAUGAAAUUUAUUAAUGAUGCAAAGUCGUUCAAACUCUUACCCGCCCGCCAACAGGAAGCCCAAGGAAAGCAGACGUGUCUGCGUCUGACUGCCAAUCAAGAAGAGGUUCUCGUGCUACUGGGUGGCUGUGAAUCGACCACGCCUCCAUAUGUGCGUUCCUUAACUGUGAUAUGCUACAGUUUCUACAGAAAAGAGUGGUUCAAUAUUGCGCCUCUUCCUUAUGAUCCAGGAAUCGAAUUCGCCUCGUGUACAUAUCAAAACGACAUAUACAUCAACGGGGGCGGAUCAAUGCAGAAGUGUUUAUUGUGGUACGACAGCAGCAAGAACAAGUGGCUCCAAAAUAAUUGUAUGGCGUAUGGACGACGUAGACAUGCGAUAGUCGCCGUCACGGGGGCGCUUUACGCUAUCGGUGGCUAUGACAACAAGCUUGACGACGGACACCGGAUGUUGUCAAGCAUUGAGCGCUACAUCAUUCAGGAGGACGAGUGGGAGCCGGCGGGAGACCUUCCCAUUGCCGUCAGCUCCUUCUCUGCAGCCGUAGUGGGCGAGUCCAUUUAUAUAUUCGGAGGGGAGAAAAACGACCGGAAGGACACAGCGUUCAUUCAGUGUUACGAAACUCGCACACGACAGGCAACGAAAGUAGACGCCAAAAUCCCGAUGGCGUGUAAACUGACGAAAUCUAUCACAUGUGACAAACGCAUUUUUCUAAUUUUCUUCGAUGGACGGGUUGUAGAAUUUGUUAAAGAUAGAAAAGACACGACCAAAAAGCCAUUCUGUCGGACGGUUGGUCGCCUCACGGCAUUUCAGCGCAUUCAUUUUGGUGUCAUACAACAUCGUGGUAAUGUCAUUGUACUAGGCGGCGAGAUCGACAACGCGACUCUCUGUAGUGACCUCAUUAUGUUUGACCCCUCAACUACCGGAUGUACGAAACUAAGGGAUACGCUACCCAAACCGAGGCUCAUUGACGGUUGCGUGAAGGUAGCCAUUCAGAAAAAAUACCUUCAAACGCUUAAAGAGGAUUCCCCAAAAUCAUCACGAAGAUGACGUCAGAGGAAUACUGUGAUGGAAGAAAACGUUGUAGUGUACAUAUUAACUUAGUGAUAUUUACCACAUUUGCUUUAAAUGACAUACAACAUAAAUACGUAUUCGUCUGUUCGGUGUGAGAAAAAAUUACACACAAACGUUCCUGUAUCAUCGUCUAGGACUGAAAGGUCAGAGAA